UAAAUGGAGAGGAAGCAGACAGAAGAAAAGGAGAAGAGCAGACUAGGCCUAGUGAAGCAUAUAUUUUGGAGGAAUUUGUACUAAUGAGAAUGAAGAGAUAGGGCUGCAUCUGACAAGAUCUAGAUGACAAUCAGUCACUUCAGUUCCCACCAGAAAACUGCAUCUCAGCCUUACUGAGAAGCAGUCGGUCAUUUCUCCAAAUUUUAAUCCAGGAUGACUUCUCCUGCUAAAGAAGGAAGUAAUCCAGCUGACAACGCUCUGAAAAUUUCUGAAAAUGAGGCUCCAAAUGACUGUAGUGCAGACAUAGAGCCUUCAUUUGCUAAUCCCAGUAUGAUCUCUCAGGCGGAAUCCAACCCAAUGAACAGGGAGCCAAGCACAUCAACCUCCCAGGAGGAUGCUGUUCUUCUAACAGCGGAAAAUAUUGAGCUUGAAGCAGAAAAGAUUCAAAAAGAUUCUCAAAAGGAAGAUGCAUCACAAAACUCUCUUGUAGUUCGGAUGCCUAUUCCCAGAAAAUUGAUCUUUCUUAUGUCAGGACUAGGGAGAAUUACUCAUCUGAGUAUCCCACUGCUAAAAACUGAUAAAGGCAACUUCUUAAGUGACAGACCAGUAUUCUACCCAGGGAAAGUGGAGAUAAAAGUGAAUGAUUUUUGUCACAAUAUCAUAAAUUACAAAAUUCCUCUCCAACUUUCAAUUCAAUGGAGAAUACCAUUCAUUAAUAAUCAUGAGAUAAGAGGAAUGAUUCUCCGUCUGCUGUGUGGGAGACAUUUCUCUCAGACUGUAGGUCAUCAAAAUAGCAUGUGGAUGAAACAAAAAUAUAUAGCAUUCGUUCCUAGACCAAAUGUCCUCACCCAUGGUGAGAGAACCAUAAUAUUUGGAAGGCCUUUGAGGGUGUACUACUAUCGUUCCCUCAUUGACCGAAUGACAUCAGGAAAAUUUUACAAAUCAAGUGAUAAAGGGAGGGAUGGGUUUCAAAUAUUUUUGAGGCCAGGGUUCUAUAUUCCACGGACCCAAAUCCAAAGUACAUCCAACAGAAAAAUUUUUGAAAAUCAUUUGAGAUCUCACCAUAACAUGAGAGUUGUUAUCAUAAGCAUUGAUAAUGGAUGGAAAUAUCUGUGUCCCAUCUGUGGGUGUUGUUUCAGCAAUUUUAUUGAAUUUAGACAGCAUUCCUGCAGCUUUCCUGGGAACUAAACUGGGGUAAAUUUAUUUUAAAAUUUAAUUUCUAAAAAUUUGUAAUUUGACUACCAAAUUGGAACAAAAUUGCAUGAACAAAAAAAAAUCAGUAUUAUUAGAUGGAGUUGCAGAAAGAAAUACCAACUAAAAGGAUAUGUCAGUAAGAAACAUCUUUGGAAAAAAACAAAUGCCUUCAUUUAUUCUGGGCUAUUAUGAAUAAAUUUUCAAAAUAUCGAGACUGAUUUGUAUUAUCAUUUGAAUCAAGACAAUGUUUGCACUCCAAUAACAUCUACUUUUGCAAACUAACAGACUACUGAUAAAGCAAAAAUAUAUUGGAUGACAAGACAAUCUUAUCAGGUGAUCCUAAAAAUUCUGCUGAUUUCAAUUUCUCCACUAAUUCAAUAAAAAUCAUUUAAAGACAUUGA
Messenger RNA from Ictidomys tridecemlineatus (thirteen-lined ground squirrel), 1595 nucleotides. The record is from RefSeq and is a predicted model, not a curated record. NCBI's taxonomy places the organism in Eukaryota, Metazoa, Chordata, Mammalia, Rodentia, Sciuridae.